Zingiber officinale is the source of this 3199-nucleotide messenger RNA. Its product is annotated as DNA polymerase I A, chloroplastic-like. Gene Ontology annotation, biological process: DNA-templated DNA replication; double-strand break repair. The record is from RefSeq and is a predicted model, not a curated record. The coding region runs from base 151 to 2988 and encodes 945 amino acids. NCBI's taxonomy places the organism in Eukaryota, Viridiplantae, Streptophyta, Magnoliopsida, Zingiberales, Zingiberaceae. The transcript is spliced from 14 exons. Gene Ontology annotation, molecular function: 3'-5' exonuclease activity; DNA binding; DNA-directed DNA polymerase activity.
AAUUUAGGAUUUAGGGUUGUGGGGCCGAACGAAGGCUUCUCUUCCUGCCACUCAGCCCCUGCCCAGCACACUGAAACCGGCCCAUUCUCUCUCCGUCUCAACGACGGAUCCAGGAGCUGGCGCCGGAAAAUUGAUGAGUUUUCUGGGAGUAUGGGUUUGGGUUUCUCCACCUAUGGCGGCGCUCUCAGGCACCAUUCAGCCUCCUACAACAGGGUUUGGUUCUCUUGCGUCUCCCGAGUAAUCUCCUCCUCGAAUGCGACGGCCCAUAUACGCCCCUACUCGUCCAACAGAAGGCAAUUCACCCCGCUCUCGCCGGCUUCCGCUGCACCUACAAUUGGGACUUGUUUAUACAUAGAAGAUACCAUUUCUCCACUUGGGCAAGAAGUUGAUUCAACAUCACAAUUGCCUUGCUUAAAGUCAAGGAGUGAUAACCAGAAAAUUGUGAAGGGUUGUGCGUCAGUGGAAAACCAUGAUGCUAAAAUUCGAAGAGUAGCUGCUCAGUUUAGACGUGGAGUUGGAAAUGGGGGUGGCUACAAUGGUGGCCAAGAUGUUGAAGGCUCUUCUAAGAUUGGUAUCCCCAUUAAACAGAUAUGGGCUACAUGUAAGGCAGUAACUAAGAAACAACUUGCUGGUAUAUAUGACAAAAUCCUUGUCAUUGAUAAUAUCUCAACAGCUAAAGUGGUGGUUCAAUUUCUUACCAAAAAGUACAUGAAAUUUAUCCAUGCAUGUCAUGUAGAGGUUACAAACUUUGAUGAAAAUUCAGAGACGCCAGUUGGCCAUGGGGAAAUCAUAUGCUUUAGUAUCUACUCUGGUCCAGAAGCUGAUUUUAAUGAAGGAAAAUCAUGUAUAUGGGUUGAUGUUCUAGAUGGCGGGAAGAGUAUACUACUGGAAUUUGCUCCAUUUUUUGAAGACUCGUCCAUCAAGAAGGUUUUCCAUAAUUAUAGUUUUUUCAGUCAUGUGUUAAUGAACCAUGGGAUCAGGCUUUCUGGGUUCCAUGCAGAUACCGUGCAUCUGGCACGACUUUGUGAUUCUACCAGAAGAGCUGAUGAAGGGUAUUCACUUGAGUCACUUUUGAAUGAUCCAACUAUAAUGUCUUUGCAAGAGUUAAAUGCUUUUGAUGCAUUAAUUAGGGGAAAGAAAUCAAUGAAAUCCAUAUUUGGUAAGAAAAAGUUAAAAAAAGAUGGUUCAGAGGGAAAACAUAUCAUUCUUUCUUCUGUUGAUAUCCUUCAGAGAGAAGAACGGAUAUUAUGGAUUUGUUAUUGUGCUUUAGAUUCCAUAAGAACUUUAAAGCUCUUCGAUUCCUUGAAAGAAAAGCUUAUGGAUAUGCCAUGGAAUCUUGAUAGUGAAGACAGAGGAACAAUGUAUGAUUUCUAUUUAGAAUACUGGCAACCUUUAAGUGUUGUACUAGUGCAAAUGGAAUCCAGGGGAGUGCUUGUUGACAGACAUUAUCUUUCAGAGAUGGUAAAACUUGCUCUUUCUCAAAAGGAGAUUGCUACAAACAAAUUCAGGAAGUGGGCAUCAAACUACUGUCCAGAUGCUGGAUACAUGAAUGUUGGAAGUGAUGCUCAAAUCCGUCAGCUAUUGUUUGGUGGUGCAUUGAAUAGGAAUGAUCACAAUGAAUGCUUGCCUGAUUGCAAGUCAUUCAAGGUGCUUGAUACUGUGAAUGAUUUUGAAGAGGGGAAAAAAUCUCCUAAAUUCCGUACUAUUUUGCUACAUAGGAUUGGUGAAGGUUUACAAACUGAUGUAUAUACAGCCAGUGGGUGGCCUUCAGUUAGUGGCAAUGCUCUUAAAGUUUUUGCCGGAAACUUGAAUGAUGGGUACAAGGAUCAGUCUGGUAGCAGGAAAGAUAUCUUGGUGGACCAAACAGAACAGAUUUCUGAUGUCCCCUAUGUUUGUACAACUGGUGAACACAUUUGUGGUUAUGGAUCUGCGUACAAGGCAUUUGGUGGAGGUAAAGAAGGGAGAGAAGCUUGUACAGCUAUAGCAGAUCUUUAUGAUGCUGGUUCUAUUGACUCCUUGAUAUCAAAUUACCUUCUCCCAUUACAGGAUAGUUGUCUUUCAUGUGCUGAUGGACGAAUUCAUUGUUUGCUGAACAUAAAUACUGAAACUGGUCGCAUAUCAGCCAUGAGGCCUAAUCUGCAGACUGUACCUGCACGGGGAAAGGAUCGAUACAAAAUUCGACAGGCCUUCAUUGCUGAACCUGCGAACUCUCUCAUUGUUGCGGAUUAUGAACAGCUGGAGCUUAGGAUACUGGCACACCUUGCUAAUUGUACAAGUAUGUUGGAUGCCUUCAGAGCUGGUGGAGAUUUCCAUUCUAGAACAGCUACCAAUAUUUAUGCACAUGUGCGAGACGCUGUUGAAGAAAAAAAAGUACUGCUUGAGUGGCAUCCUCAACUGCAAAAAUAUGAACCUCCGGUCCCAUUACUAAAGGAUGUAUUUGCUGCUGAAAGGAAGAGGGCUAAAUUGCUUAAUUUCUCUAUUGCGUAUGGCAAAACUCCUCUUGGAAUUUCUCAUGAUUGGAAGAUUCCCAUUAGGGAAGCUGAAGAGACAAUCAAUUUGUGGUACAAAGGGAGGGAAGAGGUUUUGCAUUGGCAAAAUCAACAAAAAAUGGAAGCUAGAAAUAACAAAUUUGUCAAGACAUUACUUGGGCGAUCACGCCAUUUUCCUUCUUUGGUGAAUGCUGGAAAUGCUCAGAGGGCUCACAUUGAUCGAAUGGCUAUUAAUACUCCAGUUCAGGGCAGUGCUGCAGAUGUGACCAUGUGCGCAAUGCUAGAGAUUGAGCAAAAAGUUCAGUUGAAGGAGCUUGGCUGGAAAUUGCUACUGCAGGUUCAUGAUGAACUAAUACUGGAAGGACCAACGAAGUCAGCUGAACUUGCCAAAGCCAUUGUCGUCGAUUGCAUGACCAAACCCUUUAACGGGACAAACUUUCUCAAGGUUGAUCUUGCCGUGGAUGCCAAGAUCGCUCAGAACUGGUAUGCAGCCAAAUGACAUAAGCACCAGACUUCCCAACCUUUUUGUUUGUUUGUUUGUUUGUUUUUGUAUAUAUACACACCCAAAUUGAAGGCCUGGCAUCUGUUCUGUAGAGGCUCAAAGCAUCAGAAACUGGGAGGCUAGUAUGAUAUCUGAAAAUCUUGUAUAUCAGAACAUCUUUAGUAAUACAUUAGCAUGAGAAUGAUUAACUGAAUUUUUCUUGCUUUUA